AUGAUUGGCGACUCAGUAGUCGGCGAAAUUGUGUGCCAAGGUUACGGUGAAAAGCUUCGAGUUGGUCUGAUAGAAGAAAGCGAUAAAUCGUCUUGGAUCAUCAAACGAAAGAUUGACAGCCUUGGCUGCAUGACAGUCCUCUGUACCCUCCCUGAAAUCCACCCCAACUUUAGAGUGAAUCAAAAGUUUAUGCUGGUGAAUGAGGGAAAUGUUAGUUUGCAAUUGCAUCUGGAUGAAAAUGAGCCAAUUUCUGGACAAAAUUCUUCAGAAUUCCACGUGUCGAUGGAGAAAACGAUACUGCCUCCUAAAGAAAAUGCUAUUUUCACUGUCUCCUUCUGUUCUGAGAAGGUAAAUAUUACUUCUUUGGCAAAGUUUUUUUUCUUUUGGUCCGCAAUCACCGAAGAUCGUGAGAGCGUUCGGCUCUCGUAA
Rodentolepis nana is the source of this 429-nucleotide messenger RNA. The record is from the annotation of a GenBank genome assembly. Lineage: Eukaryota; Metazoa; Platyhelminthes; Cestoda; Cyclophyllidea; Hymenolepididae.